AUGAUCCAACUACCUGUCGAACUCCAACGGGGUUGCAUCGAUUUCCUUUCCGUCGAUUUGGCGACACUUAAGGCCCUUCGCCUAGUAAACAAAGGAUUCCACGAAUUGGCCUCCGAGAGUCUAUUCCGCACAGUGUCCUUCACGAACGUUGGAAACAGCCCUGAAAGAUUCUUGAGUAUCAUUCAUUCCUCUUUACGAAAGCAUGUACGUCAUGCCAUCAUCAAUACUUCCGAGAACCCCGACGGGGAGCAGAAUGAGGAGGACGAGGAUGAGGAGGAGGAUGACGACGAUGACGACAACGGGAAAUAUCUAGCGGAUGGACCAGACAUUCUCUGUACCUUCGCCGACGCCAUCACACAACUUCCACAGUUGGAGAGUUUGAAGCGGAUAGAGCUAAAGUUCUCGAGCAUUUGCACCGUGGAGGACUACACUCACACCAGAUACAGAGAUACUAUGCUGCAGAUUAGAGAGGAUGAGAGUUUCCGGACGAAGAUCCAGGACCUUUGCUUCGAGGCUUUGGCGCAAAGCGAGAGCUUCGAGAGUCUUACGAUCCAGAACUUGCAGGACGCAAUGCCUCAGGAUGUCAUGGAAUCAAAAAGCUUCCUGGCCGUCAGAGAGCGCUUGACAGAAUUGCGACUGAGAAUUCUGAGGUACCACGUGGAACCGGAGGGUGGACCGAGCACCUAUGCAGAUGCGCAGCACAAUGGUCUAAGGCGAUUUCUCCCGAAGUACUGGUUGAAGCCCACCACCAACCAACUCACACGGUAA
Alternaria incomplexa is the source of this 768-nucleotide messenger RNA. RefSeq lists its product as uncharacterized. The record is from RefSeq and is a predicted model, not a curated record. NCBI's taxonomy places the organism in Eukaryota, Fungi, Ascomycota, Dothideomycetes, Pleosporales, Pleosporaceae. The transcript has a single exon. The coding region runs from base 1 to 768 and encodes 255 amino acids.